Molecule: messenger RNA, 1332 nt
Organism: Pipra filicauda (Wire-tailed manakin)
Lineage: Eukaryota; Metazoa; Chordata; Aves; Passeriformes; Pipridae
Gene: FAM219B
Product: family with sequence similarity 219 member B
Exons: 4
Coding region: 252-713 (153 amino acids)
Source: RefSeq, a predicted model, not a curated record
CAAGGGGACGGAUACGGUGGAGAAAAGGGGACCAUACAUCAUGAGCAAACCUCCCUCCAUUCAGGCCAAGCUGAGUAAAUGAUGCUUGGUGGACUCUGCUGGGAUUUCGGGAGUUAUUUCCACCUCUCUGCCAGGGCGGGAGUUACCCACAGCCUUUUUAUUCCUUGGUGGGAUAAAACCUUCAUUAAAAAAAAACCCCAAAACAUUAAAAAUCCCAUAGUGAUGCCUGUGGAAAGCACUGCAUUGCCCCCAUGCUCACCUGCAACACCCCCACCACCCAAAAAACAGAUCUUGGGGGAACACAUGGGAAUUUUUAUCUCUGUCCCUGUGCUUGGCUUUCAGAGAGGCAGCGUGAGCUGGUGAAGGCAGCUCUGCGAAGGCAGGGGCUGCUGGGGGGACCCACCACCCCGAAAUCGGCACCUAAAAGGUCGGUGAAGUUUAACAAGGGCUACACUGCACUCAACCAGACAGCUGAUGAGAACCUGGUCUCCCUCGACUCAGACAGUGACGGGGAGCCGGGAUCCAGAUGUUCCUCAGGAUACUCCUCUGCCGAGCAGGUGAACCAGGACCUGAGCCGGCAGCUGCUGCAGGAUGGGUACCACCUCGACGAGGUCCCCGAUGAUGAAGACCUGGAUCUCAUCCCCCCAAAACCAGUUGCCUCCUCUUCUUGCCCCUGUUGUUUCGGAGAAAAUCUCUCCUGUGUGAUCCAAUAGCUGCACGAGAACAGGUCAAAAUCCAGCACUUUCUUUGUCCCGUGGGACGGCUGUUGCUGUCUGUGUCCCAUGCUGGGAUGGUGACACAAUGACUGAACGAUUCUGCUUAUGGCAGAGACCAACUGACCCCAGGACUUUUCUUUACACUCAGCAAUAUCAGGGAGAGGUGGCAUGGUGACAUUUUGGUGGUCUGGAUGGGACCUCUCACCUGCUGAGGUGGGAAAGAAGAGGCAGAGCCUGGCACCUCCAUGGAGGUGUAAAGGGAAGGAGUUAGGAGGUGCUGGGUUUGGAGCUAAUGGCUUGUUCCUGUUCUCCCCAGUGCUGCUUUGAUGCAGGUGGGGGACUGCCUAGACCUCCCCAUACCAGCUCCACACAGGGUUUGGAUGUGGGGGCCUGGGGACUUUGCUGCAAACCUUAAAAGCUGCCUUAAACCAUGGUCCUGCUCUACAACCUAGAGGACAAUCAGCUGCUUCAGUACAGAAACCUUAUUUAAAUAUUUCAUGUCUAGAGACCUGAACUGUUGGGGUUUUUUGUUUGUUUGUUUGUUUUGUUUGCUUCUGGGGUUUUGCUUUUGUACUUUACUUGUUAAAGGGAGCACUCAAUAAACUGAAUCUCAUUA